Molecule: messenger RNA, 1167 nt
Organism: Trichomonas vaginalis G3
Lineage: Eukaryota; Parabasalia; Trichomonadida; Trichomonadidae
Product: integrase core domain containing protein family
Exons: 1
Biological process (GO): DNA integration
Molecular function (GO): nucleic acid binding
Source: RefSeq, a predicted model, not a curated record
AUGGAAUAUUAUUAUCCAUAUUAUAAAAAUGAAAUUUUGAAAUAUCAUAAUAAAAUAAUUUCUGAAAUUAAAGACAAAAUUAAAAAUAAUGAAUAUACAAAGGGAAAAACUAAAUCACAACUUAAACAGUUGAAAGAUUUCAAAAAUAAAGUAUUAACAGAAGAAGAUAUUGAUGAAUUAUAUAAAUUAUAUAAUCCUGAGCCGCAAAAGCCAAAGGAACAAAAACAAAAGGUGCAAAACGCCCAGGUUCUUCAGACCAUAAAUGAUGCACAAGCUUUAAUUUAUGAUUCAUUAGUUAAAGCAUAUUCAGCCCGACUUUUAAAUGAAGAUCAACUUUUGGAAUUCAUCCUUCAACAUAAACUCGAAGCGGGAAAGUAUAUCAAACCUUUAUAUACAGCAUAUUUAAAACAAAUGAAUAGAAUACAUCCAGAAUUAAUGAAGGAAGGAAUGAAAUCCAAAAUCAAAGCAGAUAAAAUUAAACCACUUGCAACACCAAAACCUCCAACGACAGUACCGCCUCCUCCUUCAGUUAAUCCUUCAUCAUUCACUUUAUUAUAUCCAUUUCAAACAUUAAAGAAGCAAAAAGAUUUUAAAAAGGAUUUCAAGAUAUUAAAUAAAUCAACUGACCCAAAAAUUCAACCGUUAAAGGAAAAAUUUAGUCGCCCUUCAUUUGCACCAUAUCCAUAUUCAUACGAAAUCGAUCAUCUGGAAUAUUCAAAAGGAAACGUUACUUAUUUAUUUGCCAUUAACAUUAACACUAGAUAUUUAUAUUGCAUUCCAGUGAAAGGGAAAACAGAACAGGAAACAAGAAGAGCUAUUCAAUACUUACUAGAUCAUGAAAGAGUAGAUAAUAUCAGGGGUGAUGGUGAUAAAGGAUUUCAGGCAGCUAUGGCUCAUUAUUUCCCACAAAUUAAUUUUUUCUUUUCAUCCUCUCCAUAUACGUUUCAUAAUAAAAUAGUUGAUGCGGUAAUGAGAACUCUUAGAGAUGCGUUAGGGGUUAACGGUCAGAUAUACUGGGAUGGAAAUCAUGACUCCAUCAUACAACAGUUAGUAUAUUAUUAUAAUAAUACAUGGCAUAGAACAAUAAACAUGAAACCAGUGGAAAUGAAAAAUGAUAUUUCAAAAGAAUGGGAAUAUAUUAGAAAGCAAAUGGAAAGGUUAAAUGAU